Messenger RNA from Patella vulgata (common limpet), 1904 nucleotides. RefSeq names its product xaa-Arg dipeptidase. Gene Ontology annotation, molecular function: dipeptidase activity. NCBI's taxonomy places the organism in Eukaryota, Metazoa, Mollusca, Gastropoda, Patellidae. The transcript has 6 exons. The record is from RefSeq and is a predicted model, not a curated record. Bases 21 to 1205 code for a protein of 394 amino acids.
GAAUAGGGCAAUCAGAUGAGAUGGAUUUGAAUACUCUAAAGACCAUUGCUUCUGAUGCAGUCGACAAACAUAAAGACGAAUUAAAUGAAUUAAGUCAAGCUAUAUGGUCUGUACCAGAGCUUAACUUCAAUGAACAUUCUGCUCACAGAGUUUUAACAAAGUUUCUAGAGAAGGCGGGAUUUAAAGUUGAGAGAAAUUUUAUCCUAGAGACGGGAUUCAGAGCAACUUAUGGUGAUAAUGAUUCGUCUAAACCUAAUAUUUGUGUGAUAUGUGAGUAUGAUGCUUUACCGGAAAUAGGACAUGCUUGUGGACAUAAUCUAAUAGCUGAAGUUGGUGUUGCUACAGGAUUAGCUAUUAAAGCUGCCAUGGACGCUUCGCCGGUUCCACUCGGGAAGGUAACUGUUCUGGGGACACCUGCCGAGGAAGGUGGUGGUGGAAAAAUCGAUUUAAUCAAUGCGUAUGUAUUUGACGAUAUCGACAUAGCAAUGAUGUCACACCCGGCGCCAUUUGACCAAUCAAGACCAACGUUACUGUCUUACGUCAGUUGUAAAGUCGUGUAUAAUGGACGAGCUUCACAUGCGGCUGGUUUUCCAUGGGAAGGUGUGAACGCCCUAGAUGCCGCUGUUCUGUGUUACCAGAAUGUAUCCUGUUUAAGACAACACUUUAAACCACUAUGGAGAGUUCAUGGUGUCAUAACAAAAGGUGGAUCUAAACCAAACAUUAUACCAGAUUUAACGGAAUUAGAAUAUUAUUGUCGAGCACCAACUGAUACUGAACUAGAUGUAUUGAAAAAUAAGAUCAGUAAAUGUUUUGAAAGCGCUGCUGUGGCUACGGGUUGUACGGUAGACGUUCGUUUCGGCGAAAGAGGUUACUCAAGUUUAAUAAGUAAUAACAUCAUAUCAGAAAUAUUUGAACAGAACGCUGCCGAGAUGGGGAUUGUUCUUUCAACUAAGUCAGAAGAACCAACAGGAUCAACUGAUAUGGGAAAUGUGACUCAUGUUGUUCCGGGUAUUCAACCAUUGUUCUGUAUCGGAGGAAUCGCUGCAACACACACGAAGGACUUUCAAGUGGAAGCGGGUUCAUCAGUUGCUCAGAUGUUUACUUUAAGACAAGCCCGAGUCCUUGCGAUGACUGUCUUAGAUAUAUUCGCUAAACCAGAAUUAUUAACUAAAAUAAAAGAAGAAUUUAUCAAUGACACAAUGUAAAGUAUGUAAUUAAUUUAAUAAUACUAUUAAAAAUAUUAUACAACCUGUUUAUCUUAUUAAAUUCAAAUAUACAUUUCAAGAACAUUCCUAAAAUUUAUCCUCCAAACGGCGCACUAUUAAAGUUGCUAGUAAUUUUUAUCUAGAAAGCUGUGUUUGUGUUAUUUCAAUGUUUUCCUAUCACUUAAUGCCUUAUAAACAAUAUGUCCUCCAAACCCGAUCCUUGUUAAGCGCAAGCUUAAGUUCUAAACUACGCCAGUUCGAGACUAUGCGUAAGAUUACCCCCCCCCCUCCUCCUAUCAAGGCCAAGAUAGUCGAGGACCUGGGUUACUAGUUAUCUAACUAGCAUGGGAGAACCACCCCUGAGGCCAAUCCAGUUACUACCAGUUACCUAGCUAACAUGGGAGAACAAUCCCGCAAGGCCAAGCAUGCCAUGGACCUGGGUUACGAGUACACAACAUAUCCAAUGAAAAAUAUUUUAUUUUGAUACCUUUUGACCACUUUCCGAGUUUUCCGUUUUCGUAUAGGCCAAAGUACAAAACUCGGAAAACUCGGAUAUUCGAUUAUAACUGCCAUAUUGCAUUAUUUUGGUUAAAAUAUAACUGAAAAGUUACAGAUUAUGUCCAACUUAUUAAAUAGAUGUAUUACUACAACUACUUUCGCCAAUUUAAAAAAAAUAAUAUUUUUGAUAAUUUUCCAACU